AGAACGGUAAACACUGAGCAGGCUCGCAAGAGAAACCAGAAAACGAUAGAAGCAGUAGUCUGAAAGAAGGAAGAAGGCAGGGGAAGGGCGGUCGACGGUUGCGUUUAGGCUUUGAUCUGCACCUCUCUGUUGGAGAUCGAACCCUAACCGUUGAGGCUUGAUUCGGCAGGGUCAUUUUGAAAGCUCAUCAAUGGAGACCGAAGCUCAGGAGGAGACGGCCACAGUCGCCAGUCUCCUCCCUCUCGCCUCCGUCUCCCAACAGCCCUACGUUUCUGAGCUCCUCUCCUUCACUCUCGAUCGACUCCACAAAGAACCAGAGCUACUUCGUGUUGAUGCGGAGCGGAUUAGGCGGCAGAUGCAGGAGGUGGCGGUUGGGAAUUACCGUGCAUUCAUUUGUGCCGCCGAUGCAUUGCAGGCGAUUCGCGAGGAAGUCUCUGCCGCUGAUAAGCAUCUUGAAUAUCUGAUAAAUGAAAUCCCAAAGCUGACAUCUGGUUGCACCGAGUUCAUUGAAUCGGCGGAACAGAUUUUGGAGAAGAGGAAGAUGAACCAAAUAUUACUAGCUAAUCAUAGUACUUUGCUGGAUUUGCUUGAAAUCCCUCAGCUUAUGGACACAUGUGUAAGGAAUGGUAAUUAUGAUGAAGCUCUUGAUUUAGAAGCAUUUGUGUGCAAACUUUCAACGAUGCACCCGAAGUUACCAGUAAUUCAGGCACUGGCCGCCGAAGUUAAGCAGACCACCCAAUCCCUUCUUUCCCAGCUUCUCCAGAAACUUCGAUCAAAUAUUCAGUUGCCAGAGUGUCUUCGCAUUAUUGGAUAUUUACGUCGUAUUGGAGUUUUCAGCGAAUAUGAAAUGCGUUUGCAGUUUUUGAGAUGCCGUGAGGCAUGGCUUAAUGGCAUUCUUGAUGACUUGGACCAGAGAAAUGCUUAUGAGUACUUAAAAGGGAUGGUGAAUUGCCACAGGAUGCAUCUUUUUGAUGUUGUUAACCAGUAUCGAGCCAUAUUUGCUGAUGAUACAUCAGGAAGCGAAGAAAACUAUGAUGGUGGGCUUCUUUUUAGUUGGGCUAUGCAUCAAAUUACUUCUCACCUUAAAACUCUAAAGGUUAUGCUCCCUAAGAUAACUGAGGGGGGAUCUUUGUCAAAUAUCCUGGAUCAGUGCAUGUAUUGUGCCAUGGGACUUGGUUGGGUUGGAUUGGAUUUUCGAGGCUUGCUUCCUUCGCUUUUCGAAGAGGCAGUUCUCAAUCUAUUCUCAAAGAAUAUGACAACAGCUGUUGAAAAUUUUCAGUUAGUCUUGGAUUCACAUCGCUGGGUCCCGUUACCAGCAGUGGGCUUUCCUGCCAAUAGUGUAGGUGAAGAAAGUCAGGAGGAUGUGACUCCACCAUCUAACUUAAUGGAGCAUCCGCCUCUGGCUGUGUUUGUUAAUGGCAUAUCUGCUGCAAUGAAUGAACUACGUCCCUGUGCUCCAGUUAGCUUAAAACAUGUGCUUGCUCAAGAACUGUGUAAGGGAUUGCAGGCUGUUUCUGAUUCUUUAUUGAGGUACAAUGCGACUCGGAUGCUUAGGGAGAAUGAAUCAGUACUUUUCCUAUCCCUUUGCCGGGCAUUCAUUGAGGUUGCUUAUCCACAUUGUGCCACAUGCUUCGGUCGAUGUUACCCUGGAGGGGCUACUCUUAUCACUGAUGCCAAGAAUUUGUUUGAUGGAAUUAGCCGCUUAUUGACAGUCACACCCUCAAGAGAACCGCCCAAACCAGUUCAAAAUACAGAGGGAAGGAGCGUGUCAGAUAACGGUGACCUGCCAAGGGUGGAAAAUGGGGACCCAGUGGAUGUCGAACAAGCAGACGGGACCAAUGACGAGGAACAAGAGCAGAGGACCAAUGAGGAUGGACAAGAGCAGAGGACCAUUGAGGAUGGACAAGAGCAGAAGACCAAUGAGGAUGGACAAGAGGAGACGAACUUUCAGACUAAUGAAAGGCACAGUGAUGCCUGAAGCAUCUUUGUUGACAUAAAAUGUCUAAUUGUUCCAUGAAAUGAUUGUUGUUAAAAUUGUCAUAGAAAUUUAUCCUGCCUCCCUGUGAUGUAAAGGGGCAAAUUCUUUACCAACUCAAUGUUACAACAGACAUUACCUUAAGUCAUGUGAUACCGAUCCACACGAUGAAGAUUUUCAUGUAUUGGGGUUCUCAAUAUUUGAUUUUGGGAUGGUAAUAGUGGACGAAAUUGCAGAGGUGGAAAGUAUCCUAGUGUAGGAUUGGAAUAUAUUGAUUUUGUAACAGGCUUAUUUGUUGAUA
Molecule: messenger RNA, 2276 nt
Organism: Malania oleifera
Lineage: Eukaryota; Viridiplantae; Streptophyta; Magnoliopsida; Santalales; Ximeniaceae
Product: conserved oligomeric Golgi complex subunit 8
Exons: 12
Coding region: 191-1978 (595 amino acids)
Biological process (GO): intra-Golgi vesicle-mediated transport
Cellular component (GO): COG complex
Source: RefSeq, a predicted model, not a curated record